AUGAAAAAACGAGGGUUGGUGCCCACGGAGGCCACUUACACGGCCCUGUUCAACGCCUGUGCCGAGUCGCCGUGGAAGGACUCAGGGCUGCAGAGCGCCCUGAAGCUGCGGCAGCAGCUGCAGAGCAAGAACGAGGAGCUGAACCUCAUCACCUACCACGCCCUGCUGAAGGUCUGCGCCCUCUGCUCGGACCUCAGGAUGUGCUUCGACGUACUCAAGGAGAUUGUGCAGAAGGGGCAUGUCCUGACAGCUGAGACCUUCAGCUUCCUUCUCAUGAGCUGCAUAAAGGACAGUGAAAACGGGUUCCGAUACGCCCUGCAGGUUUGGAAACAGAUGACUAAACUUGGGAUAAAGGGCGACAGCCACACCUACAACCUGAUGCUGCGCGCGGCGAGAGACUGUGGGAUCGGCGACCCCGCCCUGGCCUCUGAACUCCUGCUCAGACCCCCUGAGAACUCACCUCAGCUACGGCUCCCAGCUGGGAAGCAGAAGGAAAGGAUGAGAAAUCGAAGGAAGAAGGGAUCAGAGAGUGUUCCUGUCCGGCUGGAUGUGGAAGCCAUGGAGAAGCAAUUAUUUCAGGAGAGCUCGGUGCAGGCCGAGGAACCGAUUCAGCAACAAAAUAAAGGUGUGAAUCAGGCUGAAGAAGAACCAGCUGCUCCUGACAGCCCCAGUGUCACCCACGGCAGGGCUGGAGCCUUGAUGAGGAGAGGCCACAGUGAGAUGGAGCUGGAACAGGCACACCCAAGCCAGGAGCUGCCUUUCUGCAACCUGCCCAACUUGCUGGAUUCCAGGAUGCCUGACGCAGCCGUGGUUUCCCUGGGGACAGUGGCCACGCCAUCCCACAGACUGGCUUUGAUGGGGGACGUGGAGGGAUUCUUGAACAAAAUGAAAGAGGACAAUGCAGAGCCCAACAUUAAAACAUUCACGUUACUGGCUGAGCUGGUGGAACCCCAGAGCCCCUCAGAGUCCUCCUUGCUGGCACUGCUGGAUGAGCAUAAAGUGAAAGUAGAUGUGGCCUUCUUUAACACUUUAAUAAGGAAGAAAAGCAAACAGGGAGACCUGGAGGGAGCAAAGAGCGUGCUGCCAGCUCUGGUGAAGAGGGGACUGUCACCCAACCUCCAGACAUUCUGUAACUUGGCAAUUGCCUGCCACCAGGAGAAGGAUGGACUGCAGCUGCUCUCGGAUUUGAAGAGGUCUGGAAUAACUCCCAACAAGUACAUCUACAGCACCCUCAUUGCUGGUGCUGUGAGGAAGCUGGAUUACAGCUACCUGACGGAGAUCCUGCGGGACAUGAGGAACAGCCAGGUGCCUCCCAACGAGGUGAUCAUCCGCCAGCUGGAGUUCGCAGCGCAGUACCCCCCAAAAUUCGACAGGUACAAGUCCAGGAACCCGUACCUGGAGAAGAUUGAUGGUUUCCGUGGCUACUACCACCGGUGGCUAAAAGUUAUGGCUGGAGAGGAGACCCCCCACCCCUGGGCCAAAUACAGGACAGCCAAACGAGGGGUGCAGCACAGUGAGGCCGAGGCUGUGCAGGAACAGUGA
This is a messenger RNA of Empidonax traillii (willow flycatcher), 1542 nucleotides long. RefSeq names its product pentatricopeptide repeat domain 1 (gene PTCD1). The transcript has 6 exons. Gene Ontology annotation, molecular function: protein binding; tRNA binding. Gene Ontology annotation, cellular component: mitochondrial matrix. The record is from RefSeq and is a predicted model, not a curated record. The coding region runs from base 1 to 1542 and encodes 513 amino acids. Gene Ontology annotation, biological process: tRNA 3'-end processing. NCBI's taxonomy places the organism in Eukaryota, Metazoa, Chordata, Aves, Passeriformes, Tyrannidae.